Chaetomium strumarium is the source of this 714-nucleotide messenger RNA. RefSeq lists its product as uncharacterized. The transcript has 4 exons. The record is from RefSeq and is a predicted model, not a curated record. The coding region runs from base 325 to 714 and encodes 129 amino acids. Lineage: Eukaryota; Fungi; Ascomycota; Sordariomycetes; Sordariales; Chaetomiaceae.
CAUCUAUAUUGACACCCGUUUAGGGAAUCAUCGCUAAGGGAGAGGAAAUGCCGUCUGCUUUGUCCUUCUUGUUGGUAGCCCUAACCCAAGCACCAUCUAUCCCCUAAAUCCCUUGCUCUCGACCGUCGCAACCGAAUACAUAUAAUGGCCUUCGCCCCCGCCUCGAUAUGAUAGCAUCACAAACGCCGAUAUUAUCAAUCCGCCUCCCAAUCGACAAAGCAUGUAUCCAAGAAACAAUAUCAAUCAACGCUUUCACGGAAUGCAAGCUUCGCUCGCUCGUCGGAGAUCUUCACCUUGUCCUCCUUGAGGCAUUAUCGUUCUGACAUGGUCGACGCGCGGUUGGCGAGUCAGCAGCCCCGCGCCGCUGCCCCUGAGGCCCUGAGGCUUCCCGGCGUCGGGCCCAAGGCGCUCCUCGACAAGCUGAACAUCGACGCGGUGGCCGACCAGCCCAGCCUCCUCAUCCCUUACAACGUCACCGACAACACCUCACCCAACCUCGGGUCCCUGUCCGACCCCACAUACGCCGCCGAAGCACAAAGACUCUACGACGAAGAGAAGACCGGCCCCUACCGGGAGUCGGGCGGUGUGGUGGAUUGGGAGAUGAGCGUGUACGAGGUCGGCGGGUUGAGCGUUGUCGAUACGAGCUAUUGGCCCCAUGGUGCUUACCUCGGCGCCGACGGCGACGACGCUCAGUCUACACCUAGCCUGCUGUAA